This is a messenger RNA of Seriola dumerili (greater amberjack), 2835 nucleotides long. RefSeq names its product Fas associated factor 1 (gene faf1). Bases 220 to 2244 code for a protein of 674 amino acids. The transcript has 19 exons. The record is from RefSeq and is a predicted model, not a curated record. Lineage: Eukaryota; Metazoa; Chordata; Actinopteri; Carangiformes; Carangidae. Gene Ontology annotation, cellular component: endoplasmic reticulum; nucleus. Gene Ontology annotation, molecular function: NF-kappaB binding; ubiquitin binding.
AUAAUGAUAUGAGAUAACUGAACAGUGCAACGUUACUUUACAGAUUUUUGUGUGUCUGAAGCUGUUAAAUCCCGACAAAGUUUAACAUCUCCAAUUUGCCAACUUCGCCUUCGUCGCCACGUCUAAGUAAAGUGUUUUAUUAAUAUUCAGUGUCCUUCUGUGAGACGAGAAAGCGACGAGAGCCAGUGGAAGAAGAAUUGCUUUUAGCCAGUCAUUGCCAUGGCCUCCGAAAGCGGCGAUAGCAACAUGGAUAGAGAAAUGAUUCUGGCCGACUUUCAGGCUUGCACUGGAAUUGACAACAUCGCAGAGGCAAUCACUCUGUUAGAACUAAAUAACUGGGAUUUAGUGGCAGCCAUCAAUGGGGUGAUACCACAGGAGAAUGGGAUCUUACAAAGUAACUUUUCCAGUGAGGCGAGCCAGGCCAGCAUGUACGGACCUCCUAGCCAAUCAGAAGCAGCCGAUGCAGCAGCUGGAGGUUCAGUUCCUCCCCCUUCUUCUUCGUCAUCGUCCUCCUCUCCUCCAUCAUCCUCGACUUCCGCUUUUUGCCCAGUCAACCCCACCUCCCGACACAUUGUAGAGCGUCAGCCCCGGAUGCUCAACUUCAGGGUGGAGUACCGGCAGCGGUCUGUAGAGCUGGUGCUGGAGGAAGGCAGCACAGUUGGAGAAAUCAAACAAAUCCUUGAAACAGAGCUUGGAGUUCCAGUGUCCAAAAUGCAGCUGAAGGGUUGGAAGAGUGGAGAUGUAUCUGAUAGUACGCUGCUGAGAAGUUUACACCUGCCCAAGAACAACAGCCUGUAUGUCCUGACACCAGACAUUGCCGCUACUGCCAGCACCAGCAAAAACAGUGGUCUCCAAGAGUCGUUAAACCAGAACUUCCUGCUGGUCAUCAGUCACCGCGAGGCCCAGAGGGACUACAGCCUCAACUUCCCCGGCUCCAGAACCAUACAGGAGGUGAAGAGGAAUAUUUCAGACUUGACCAACAUCCCAGUCCGGCAUCAACAGUGGGAGGGAUGGCCUGCGUCAGCAUCUGAUGAUUCUAUGACACUAGCUGUCUCUGGAAUCAGCUAUCCUUGCCAUCACCUCAGUGUUUGUCGGAGGUCCUCACCAGCCAAUGCCCAGGAGCCCACAGAAGAGUGUGCAGAUGUCCAUAUGAUCAGCGACAGUGAGGGGGAUGAUUUUGAGGAUGCGUCAGAGUUUGGUGUGGAUGAUUCAGAGAUGUUUGGAAUGGGCUCCUCAAGCUGUCGGAAAUCACCCAUGAUGCCAGAGAAUAGUGAGAACGAAGCUGAUGCCUUACUGCACUUUACUGCCGAAUUUUCUUCAAGGUAUGGAGAGACCCACCCAAUGUUCUUCAUUGGGUCUUUGGAGGCAGCAUCUCAAGAGGCCUUCUAUGGCAAAGCCAGAGAUAGAAAGCUGCUGGCCAUCUACCUCCACAAUGACGACAGUGUCCUCAGCAACGUCUUCUGCUCCCAAAUGAUGUGUGCUGACUCCAUUGUCUCUUACCUGAGCCAGAACUUCAUCACAUGGGCCUGGGACGUCACUAAAGAAGCUAACAAAGCCAGACUACUCACCAUGUGUACGAGGCACUUUGGAAGUGUGGUGACGCAAACUAUACGAACAUACAAAACAGACCAGUUCCCCCUGCUCCUAAUAGUCAUGGGCAAGCGCACGUCCAACGAAGUUCUAAACGUUAUUCAAGGCAAUACGACAGUGGACGAGCUGAUGAUGAGGUUAAUGGGAGCAAUGGAGAUCUUUACAGCACAACAGCAAGAGGACAUCAAAGAUGAGGACGAGCGUGAGGCAAGAGAGAUGGUGAAGAGAGAACAGGACGAGGCCUACCGUCUGUCUUUAGAGGCUGACCGUAAGAAGAGAGAAGCCCAAGAGAGAGAAGAGGCCGAGCAAGUUCGCCUGGAACAGAUGAGAAAGGAGCAGGAGGAGGAGAAGGAGGCAAUCCGCUUGUCAUUGGAGCAGGCCCUACCGCCAGAGCCCGUCGAGGAGUCUGGAGAGCAAAUCAGCAAACUGCGAAUCCGCACACCAAGUGGCGAGUUUCUGGAAAGGCGUUUCCUGGGCAGCUGUAAGCUCCAGGUCCUCUUCGACUUUGUGGCCUCCAAGGGAUACCCCUUUGACGAGUUCAAGCUCCUUACCACCUUCCCUCGUAGAAAUAUCACCCAGUUGGAGCCAGGGUCGACUCUGCUGGAGGCCAAGUUGUUUCCACAGGAGACGCUCUUCCUGGAGGCUAAAGAAUAGGAACUGGCCCUCUGAUAGCUGAGAGGACCGACUGAUUGACUGACUGAUGAACUGGCUGGACACACACUAGUCACCGAGCAUGGCCCCCCUCCAAUCCCCAACCCCCCCAGUCUGGGCCUACAGUACAUAUACACAUACACACACACACAUACACACACAGACACACACACUCACCGAUCUCUCGUCCUCUCUCUCCUCUCAGACAUACAUAAAUACACUGGCAUGCACAUCCAGUGACACAAAAGUGCAAGUAAGCUUCUCUGCCCUCGGCCUGGUCGUGGUACAUGAAUGCCUAGUGUACACGUGUUGCACAGAGGAGCAAAGACAGUAUCAUAAGCACACAGCCAAACAUUCACCUCACCCAAACCUCUCUCUCUCUCUCUUUCUCUCUCUCUCUCUCUCUCUCUCUCUCUCUCUCUCUCUCUCUCUCGUUCUCUCUUUCUCUCUCAACUCCUCUCACACACUUAACAAAUUCACGUUCCCAACUGCUGUCAUGGUUUUUCUCUCACAACACAAACACAGUACGACAACAGCAUUGAGAGACUGAGUAGACAAAUCUUUGUCACAGUAAAAAAAAAAAAAUAAUAAAAA